GCAUAAGGCAUGUAACAGCAGAGCGUACCGUUGUAGUUCCAGUACGAUACGGUGUUAAAUUCAAGACGUGACGACAGAUGAUAAUGUUUUCAACCCCAAAAUAAGUUUGAAACGUAGAAGUGACUUAAGAAUAUGGCGGCCGUAAACGCGUGCUUUGUAAAUGAUGACGGGGUUUCAUCGACGAAUGGGCGAACCCCUCAACAGCAACCGGUCAGCAACGCCACAAAUGCAGAAACUGCACAACAGAGGAGUGCUGUGUUCUGGCCAGUCACAGGAAUAAAGAAACUGAUGGGGGUGGACGAUUCGCUGUUCGGCCUCGGCACCACACGAACCCAGGUGCUGCAGAUGGCCUUAGCAGAGCUUGUGGGGACAGGCCUGCUCGUCUUUCUGGGAUGUAUGGGCACCGUAGUGGGGAUGUCGCACAGCGCUCACCCUCAUCUGCUCAUUGCCUUCGCAUUCGGGCUGACUGUCAUGAUCGUCAUUCAGAUAAUGGCACACAUCAGCAAAGCUCAUCUGAAUCCAGCAGUAACGUUCGCACUUGUCGUCAUAGGUGAUCUGAAUGUGCCAUUGGCUGGAGUCUACAUUCUUUCACAGGUCAUUGGGGCCACAUUAGGUUAUGGUGUCCUCAUGGCAAUUACUCCAGAUCGAGUUCUGAAAGAGCACAGUCCCAAUGGUACCUGUUGCGCGAUGUGCGUCACCACAGUAAAUCCUGAAAUGACAUCUCUGCAGGGCUUGCUUGCAGAGUUCCUGGUCACUUCAAUCCUUGUGCUUGUGGUAUGCUCAGUCUUUGAUAGGAGGAACGCACAUAACACAGAUUCUGUCUCGAUAAAGUUCGGACUAACAGUUGCAGCCAUCGCAAUGAAUGAGGGACCAUACACUGGUGGAAGUAUGAACCCUGCCAGAUCAUUUGGGCCUGCCAUUUGGACUGGAGUUUGGGAAAAUCACUGGGUGUAUUGGGUUGGACCACUUGCUGCAGGACUCUUGACAUCAGCAUUCUACAGGUUUGUGUUUGGUGUCCCUCCCGUACAUCAAUUAGCUCCUCAUGAAACAGACCAAGGUAUACUCCUAACUAGUGUGAGAGAUGGAGGAACAGAGGAAACCAAUAUGAAAUGAAAGUCAUCUCUAGUACAACAAUCUGUGCAAUACAACAGAAGUUGUGUUCAUUAGGAAUUAUAAUUUUACUGAAGUGAUAUUUCUUCUUUUUAAGCAGUCCUUUUCAACGGUCAGGCACUAUAUCUUAGCUACAACGAAAUUAUACAGAUUUUAUACAGUUACAUGUCUUGUGAUGGCUGUCUUCUGGAUUGUAGUGCCGUAUAAUCUGGUAGAAAAUCUCAAAUCAUAGUUACAUGUCUUGUCUUCCAUUCUGAAAUGUAUUUUGUAAACAGCAAAAUACUCAUUUAACCUAUUUAAUAUGUGAUUUUAUCAGUUAUCUAUAUACAUUAUUUUUGUUUUCUUUGAUGUCUCAAAGUACUUUAUAAUUUUAAUUAAGUCAGCACUUCCUUAAUCACAAGUUUGUUAUUAUAGGCAAGAUCUCUUCCAAAUACUAACUUGGAACGAUUUCAACAAGCUAAAAUGCACACUAAGAACAAGUUCUGCAUAAUCUACUUAUUCACAGAAGCUCAUAUUUCUAAUGAUAAUCUGACUGAUUUUGUCUCUAAGUCCUGUGUGUCCCAGAAUGUGUGUUCAUGAAGUGUAAGUUUGUCCUAAACCUAACUGAAAUGUAUGGUUCAAAUGAUCACAAAGCUAGUGUAAAAACAUUGUAUGUAAUGAAGUAUGUAUAUAAAUAAAGAACUAAUUACUUUCUCA
This is a messenger RNA of Zootermopsis nevadensis, 1806 nucleotides long. RefSeq names its product aquaporin AQPAe.a. Gene Ontology annotation, cellular component: plasma membrane. NCBI's taxonomy places the organism in Eukaryota, Metazoa, Arthropoda, Insecta, Blattodea, Termopsidae. The record is from RefSeq and is a predicted model, not a curated record. Gene Ontology annotation, molecular function: channel activity. Gene Ontology annotation, biological process: transmembrane transport.